CUCAACACCAAGGUCACCAACUAUAUCCUAAGUGGGUCAAUUUUCAAAGUUACUUUGAACCAGCUAGCCAUACUAGUUACGGAGUACAAUAGUUUUCUUAACAACAAAAAAAGGGGGUGCAAUACGACAAUUUUUCCAUAGGUUCACUAGUUAGUUAUUCUUGCCACCUUGGUUUCCCUUGUUUUCUACUCCACUUUUGUUCUAUCAACUCACUCUCUACUUCUCUAGUCUCUACCAUGAAGCUCCGCCAUUUCCGCCACCGCCACAACUUCUCCUCUCUCUCCGCCGCCUUCAUCACCCCCCGGAAACCUCCGCCGCCACCACCUCCACCGGUGGCCCAAUCAACCCAACAACAAUUACAAACCUCAAUCUUAAACUCUCAGUGGCAUUUCAUCGAACACCUUGCGCCCACUCUCACCCCCGCCGAAAUCUCCACUACCCUCUUCAAUCUCCGAUCAAAACCCACCCUCGUUUCCAAAUUUCUGGAAAAAAUCAAUCAUACCCACCCCGAUAUCGACUCCAAUUCCCUUGCUUUUGUCAUAAUCUCUCUCCUUCCGUCGCCAAACCCUGCUGUGCAGCUAGCAAAAUGCAUAAUCAGUAGCAGGUUAGUAAGUAGCUCUGAUUUUUUUACUAAAUUGGGGGAAUCCCGUGAAAAAUUGAAUGUUGAUUCUAGCAUUUGUUAUGAUUAUUGGAUUAGGGGUUUGUGUCAAUUGAAAAAAGCUGAAGAGGGUUUAAAGUGUUUUAAGAUGAUGAAUAAAUUGGGGUUUUUGCCUAAGGUUGAAACUUGUAAUGAUAUGUUGAGCUUGUUUCUUAGAUUAAAUUUUACUCAAAUGGCUUGGGUUUUGUAUGCUGAAAUGUUUAAUUUAAGGAUUAGUUCUAAUACUCAUACUUUUAAUAUUAUGAUUAAUGUGCUUUGUAAAGAAGGGAAAUUCAAAAAAGCAAUGGAAUUUGUGGGGUUUAUGGAAAUUGCAGGUUUUAAGCCUAAUGUUGUGACAUAUAAUACCAUUGUAAAUGGGUAUUGUUCAAAAGGUAGGAUCGAAAGUGCUAGGAAGAUUUUUGGUGAGAUGAAGGUUAGGGGGAUUUAUCCGGAUUCGUACACGUAUGGUUCGAUUAUAAAUGGGUUGUGUAAGGAUGGGAGGCUUGAUGAAGGUGUGGAAUUUUUUGAUAAAAUGGUGGAAAAUGGGUUGGUGCCUACUGCUGUGAAUUACAAUGCUUUGAUUGAUGGGUUUUGCAAUAAAGGGGAUUUGGAGAAGGCGUUCUGUUAUAGGGAUGAGAUGAUUAAGAAGGGUGUGGCACCAACUUUGUCGACGUAUAAUGUGCUUAUACAUUCGUUGUUUAUGGAGGGUAAGGAUGGUACUGCUGAUAGCUUGAUAAAGGAGAUGGAAGGGAACGGUAUGAAGAAGGAUGAUAUUACUUAUAACAUUCUGAUUAAUGGGUACUGUCAAAGUGGAAAUGUAAAGAAGGCUUUUGAACUUCUUGAUGAGAUGUUAGUUGAAGGGAUUCAACCUACGAGGGUUACUUACACAUCUCUUAUUUAUGUCCUGAGCAAAUCGAAGAGAAUGAAGGAGGCGGCUGAUCUGUUUGAGAAGGUAACACGCAAUGGUGUGACUCCGGACCUUGUGAUGUUCAAUGCUUUGAUAAAUGGUCAUUGUGUCAAUGGGAACAUGGAGCAGGCUUUAUUAGUCUUGAGGGAGAUGGAGAGAAGGAAAGUUCGUCCUGAUGAAGUCACAUACAAUACGCUAAUGCAGGGCCUUUGUCGGGAUGGUAAGGUUGAAGAAGCUCGAAAACUUCUUGAUGAGAUGAAAGAGAGGGGGAUUUCUCCGGAUUAUAUUAGCUAUAACACACUUAUUAGUGGGUACAGCAAGAGAGGUGAUAUGAAGGAUGCCUUCAAGGUUCGAGAUGAAAUGUUUGAUAUAGGAUUUAAUCCCACUCUUCUUACUUACAAUGCCUUAAUUCAAGGGUUGUGCAAGAAAAAAGAAGGUGUUCUUGCUCAAGAACUCCUGAAAGAAAUGGUUGAUAGAGGCAUUACUCCUGAUGACAACACCUAUAUCUCUUUGGUCGAGGGAAUUGAGGAUAUUGAAAACUUUAUUGAAAAAGGCACGCCAUAACAAGUUACCAACGGGUUUCUUGGGAGUCUGUUUCUGGUCCACAAAUCCUAUGUUUUGAUGAAGGUCUGCAAUUGGUAUCACUGAAUAUGAUGUUUCUUAUUUGGCAUCUAAAGGUUUGAGGAGAAACCGUUUAUUCUUCUUCUAAGGGGGGGCAGGCAUGAUUGCUUUAAAUCUGGGCAACAAAGAAUAUAGCCUUGCCUUGGAGGCUUGGAUCAUUGGAUGGCGGUGGUCUCUCUGCAAUGGAUCAACCUGUGGAAAACAACGACCAAGCAUUGCAAGCGGUCAAGUGGUGUGUACUGGUUAUGUUAAAGCUUUAACUGGCUAUGUAGUCCUGAUACAUUGGUUUGUUAUCACUCAACCUCACCACAAUGGAGCAUACAUUCUAUGGAUGGUAAAUGUUUUCCGUACUAUUUAUAGUUGUGUUGAAAUUAAUUUGUAAACGAAUAUUGACAUGCCAAGAGUUCUUGUCGAAUAAUCUAUUGUGUAAUACUAAGCCCUUUAACAGAACAGAUCUAUGCAUAAAUCAGAAACGUAACAAACAUAUUGAUUACUUA
Messenger RNA from Chenopodium quinoa (quinoa), 2662 nucleotides. RefSeq names its product pentatricopeptide repeat-containing protein At2g15630, mitochondrial-like. The record is from RefSeq and is a predicted model, not a curated record. Gene Ontology annotation, molecular function: protein binding. Bases 237 to 2108 code for a protein of 623 amino acids. The transcript has a single exon. Lineage: Eukaryota; Viridiplantae; Streptophyta; Magnoliopsida; Caryophyllales; Amaranthaceae.